GUUACAUCGAUUUUCGUCAUCAGUGUCGUUUGUAUUCCCUGGUGGUCGUUUUGGGGCAUUGUAUGCAUGAAGCGUGUACACCAGGGCACACCGAAUAAAAUGAAGUGUAGUUACAAGGAGCGCAGCCCCGCCCGAGUACUGCUUGGCGUGUCUUGGUUGUCUUGGCUGGCCGCCGGGUUGGUAUUUCUAUUGCCUUCCUGCCGCGGGACGAUCGUCGAUGUGGGAAGAUAUCGUGGACGUCAAGAUGAACGUGGUAGCUUUCUAAGCCGGAUCUUGCGCGGUCUCGGCAGCCCAUGUUGCCCGACAGUCGUGCCCUUUCUAAGAACACCUCCAAGUCGUCGGGAGUCUCGCAGUGAACCAUUGUUAGAGAACCAGGCGCAUCAGAAGUUCUCGCCGGUCGAAUGUAGGAGCUGUCAACAUGCGACAGAGGAAGAAACAGGAACUCUUAACCAGGGGCGGCAAUCAGGUAACCUUCCCAUUAAAGAUGAAGGAGUUACAAUUACCACGAAUAGACACCCACGUCCACGACCAUGUUCGAUGCAGGAGGACCGCGGCAGUCCGGAGGAAAAAGCAGGUACUAGAACUAGACAUGGAGCAAAGGUGGAGGCUGCCGGGGGGUCCUCUACAUCUCCUUCAACCGGACGCCAAUAUGACAGUACUACGGCUCGGACUCCUCAUAGAAUUAUAGAAUCUAGUAUCGGUAUUCAC
This is a messenger RNA of Amoebophrya sp. A25, 708 nucleotides long. The record is from the annotation of a GenBank genome assembly. NCBI's taxonomy places the organism in Eukaryota, Dinophyceae, Syndiniales, Amoebophryaceae.